Malassezia japonica is the source of this 819-nucleotide messenger RNA. RefSeq lists its product as uncharacterized. Bases 1 to 819 code for a protein of 272 amino acids. The record is from RefSeq and is a predicted model, not a curated record. The transcript has a single exon. Gene Ontology annotation, molecular function: delta(3)-delta(2)-enoyl-CoA isomerase activity. Gene Ontology annotation, cellular component: peroxisome. Lineage: Eukaryota; Fungi; Basidiomycota; Malasseziomycetes; Malasseziales; Malasseziaceae. Gene Ontology annotation, biological process: fatty acid beta-oxidation.
AUGCAGACUCCCGCCUACUCGACGGUAGCCGAGCCGCAGUCGACGACGUUCCGCACGGCCAAAGACGACGUCCCCCUUGUGCGUCUUGAGCUGGACCCCAGCACGCGCAUAUUUGUGCUGUACCUGCUUGGCGAGCAGACUCCCGACAACCGACUGACGCAUGAAAUGAUCCUCGAGGGCAUCCUUCCUGCGCUGGAGCACGUCAAAGCGCAGUGGGCCGACUGGGUCGCAAACAAAGACGUUGGCCCUGGCGCGGCGCUCGUAACCUCUGCGCUGACGACGAACAAGAUCUUUUCAAACGGCCUCGAUCUCCAGCGUGCGAUCGCGGAUCCCAAGUUCUUUGACCAAGUCCUGAACGGCCUCUUCCGUGCGUACCUCACUCUCCCGAUUCCCAGCGUCGCGUCGGUCGGCGGCCAUGCGUUCGCGGCCGGCUUUACGCUUGCGUGCGCGCACGAUUACCGGGUGCAGAACGGCCACCGGGGCUAUGUGUGCCUGAACGAGAUCGAGUUCGGCGCGCCGGUCCCCACGGGCAUGACGGCGAUGCUGCGUACGGUGACGUCUGCGCCCACGACGCUGCGCAAGAUCAUCCUCGAGGGCCACCGCUUUAACGCACAGGAUGCUUUCGAGCACAAACUCGUCGAUGUGAUCGCCCAAGGCCCCGACUACGAGGGCCCUGCCGGCACGCUGAAGAAGUCGAUCGAGCUUGCGAUGGACCUGCGCUCGCGCUCUGUGGCCAAAGCCUACGGCGUGAACCGCGAGCGGAUCUACCGCGAGCAGCUCGAGGAGCUCGCCCGUCCCGACAAACUAGAGGUUGUGUAG